Laccaria bicolor S238N-H82 is the source of this 1203-nucleotide messenger RNA. RefSeq lists its product as uncharacterized. Bases 1 to 1203 code for a protein of 400 amino acids. The transcript is spliced from 2 exons. The record is from RefSeq and is a predicted model, not a curated record. NCBI's taxonomy places the organism in Eukaryota, Fungi, Basidiomycota, Agaricomycetes, Agaricales, Hydnangiaceae.
AUGCCAGUCACAUUUUCGCCCACUUCCCUGCGCGCUGAAUCCUUCCCUCCAACAGUCGCGUCAGCGCCCCUUUCCCCGUCCUCCCUCCUUACCUCCGCCUGUCCCCAACAAUCCCGCUUCUGCGCCACCCUCCUCCAAUCCUCCCUCCCAGCCGAAUCGCACAACACCAUCCCCCAACGAAAUGGGCUUGUAUACACCAUAAUUGAAGCAUACAACAAGCACAGACACCUCCGCCUCCGCCCGGAUGACGUUUGGACUGCCAUACUUAUCCAAUUUAACUUCUUCGUCAAUGGACGGAGUGAGAAACUCCGAUCUUUGUUCGUGGCGCAUGAGGGGAAGAAAAAGCUUGUCGUUCAUGCCUCUGGAAAUCGUUAUACAGUCGAUUUCGGUGCGAUGGCGAAGGAGAUGACGCGGCAAUUGGAGAAGAACGUCGUUGAUCCGUCUUUGCGUGCAUGGAUCCUCCCGACGUUCAGCACGACGACUACGACGGAUACGAUCGUCGCUUCUGUGAUUAUGAUGUCGAGUAUGAAGAAGUACUUUGAUUACGAAUUCUGUCUCGAAUGCGGGAUUCCGAGCGUUACGCUGGAAGGUGAGAGAGGGGAUUGGGAGGAUAUAUUGCAGAGGAUCGAGAAGUUGAAGGAAUAUGGAGUGGAGGCGGUUGGGUGGUAUCACUUGCUGCGUCCUGUCCUCGCGCAGUUCGUGUUGGCGUUUGAUAAUCCGAAGAGCAAGGAGAACAAAGAAUUCUGGGGGAAGGUGUGUCAUCGUGACGGGGGCGGGAGCGGGCCACCCUUCCUUGGUGGGUGGGUCACUGCAUUUUGUGCUUUUGACGAAAAUGGGAAGUGGCUUGGACACCGCUUCAAAAAGGGAAUUGUGGAGGCAACGUCCUUGCCAGGACUGCCCCCUCACACCUUAUCGGCCUCUGAUUUUUUCGCGACUUUUACUGAUGACGGGAAUUGGGAUCAAGACGGGCCAAUGCUAUCCAUCGCGGGAGCACGAUAUCAUCUCGUUGAUAGCGACGAAAUCCCGGUUGGUUGCACGGGUGUGGAUGUCCUGGUUGACGAUAAUGGGGAUGAGAUUCCGUGCAUGAUGACUGCCGGUUUGUUUGGAACGGAAAUCUCUAGUGAUUUGAGAGACACGGUGAGGCCGGUUUCGGGGUGGUGGAUGUUUGAGAAGGUACCUGAACCCAAGGAGCAGACAGAUUGA